AUGGCGACGAAUUUUUCACGUUUGCCACCCCUACCAUCAUUAAAGAAUUUCCUGUAUGCAUAUCGACUACAAGCCAAGAAAAUCCUCUCACAAAAUUAUCUAAUGGAUAUGAAUUUAACACGAAAGAUAGUAAGACAAGCAGAAGUGAAGCAAGGCGAUUGUGUUGUUGAGGUUGGACCUGGCCCAGGAUCAAUUACUCGUGCUAUUUUGGAAACGAAUUGUCGACGACUUGAUGUCAUCGAAAUUGACCAUCGCUUCAUUCCACCACUUGAAGUGCUCAAGGAAGCAAGCGAAGAGCGUAUGUUCAUUCAUCGGGCUGAUAUUUUAAAAACAGAUGUUGAACAAAUUUGGUCCCAGGCUGGUGUGGAACGUGUUCCUUGGGAAGAUGAUAGACUUCCAUUGGCGCAUAUCAUUGGAAAUUUACCUUUCAAUAUUGCUUCUCCACUUAUUAUAAAAUUUCUUCGUGAAAUGUUAUAUCGUCAAGGACCGUGGUCAUUUGGACGUGUCCCAUUGCUGCUGACGUUUCAGAUGGAAGUAGCAGAACGUCUUUGUGCCCCAAUUGAUUCCCCAUUUCGGGCUAGAAUUUCAAUUAUGUCUUCAUUCAUAACCGAACCCAAAUUACUUUUUCAAAUACCAGGGCGGUGCUUUGUUCCACCUCCUAAGGUUAAUGUCGGCGUGGUACGCUUUAUUCCAAGGCAGGACCCACUGAUUAAAACAUCCUUCGAGGUGGUGGAAAAAGUUUGCCGACGCAUUUUUAACUACAGGCAAAAAUAUGUUAUAAAAGGAGUUCGAAGUCUUUAUCCGAAAGAACUGGCAAAAAAUUUGGCGAAUGACUUAUUGGAACGAUGCAGAAUUGAUCCCACAACUACUGCAAUAUGUCUUGGAGUAGAACAGUUUGCUGACGUAUGCUACGUUUAUGAGGAACAUUGCCGAAAAUAUCCUGGUGUAUAUUUGUACGAACAUUCAAAUCAAGGUCGUACUCUGGAAGAACUUGCACGACUUCCAAAUGCUGUACCACCGCCAAAUCCCUUUGAUAAGGAAUUUCCAUCGGAAGGUGUGAAAUUCUCAGAUGCUGUAGAAUUAUUUCAGGAAUGCAACAUGGGAAAAUGA
Messenger RNA from Cercopithifilaria johnstoni, 1110 nucleotides. The record is from the annotation of a GenBank genome assembly. NCBI's taxonomy places the organism in Eukaryota, Metazoa, Nematoda, Chromadorea, Rhabditida, Onchocercidae.